CCCUAAUGACCCUUGUUGACGUGAGUCGUUGGCGGAAAGGGGGCGCUCGCUUCACAAAGACGUCAAGUGUCAGUCAUAAAGAGUCAACCGAAGAAGAAGUAGCGGUUCGAGUGGCGUCUUGAGGCAAACAAUCAUGGCGGCGACGGAGAGCGAGGUUCUGUGUGAGAUUGAGGUGCUGCAGUCCAUCUACUUGGAUGACCUGCGCGUCACCAGGACACAGGACAGGCGCUGGGAGGUGAGUCUGGUUUUGUACCCGUCCACAGCCGAAGAUUCCGGAUCCCAGUUUGUCCGACUAAACUUGACGUUGACCCUCGACGACCAGUAUCCUUGUUCGUCUCCUGACAUCUCCAUACACAACCCAAGAGGACUCUCUGACGACAAGAUCAGCAGCCUUCAGCAGAGUCUUGAGCUUGAAGCCGAGUCGUACGUCGGCUCGCCCGUCUUGUAUCAGCUGAUUGAGAAAGCCAAAGAAAUACUGACUGAAAGCAACAUUCCUCACGGGAACUGUGUCAUCUGCCUCUACGGAUUCAAGGAGGGGGAGUCAUUCAGCAAGACGCGCUGUUAUCACUACUUCCACUCGCACUGCUUGGGUCGAUACGCUCGCCACUCGGAGGAGGAGAUACGCGUCCGCCAGCAGGAGAUGGCCAAGGACAAGACGGCCACGCAGCUUCAGGAGCUGACGGUGGUCUGUCCCGUGUGCCGUGAGCCUCUGACCUACGACCUAGAUCAGCUGAUGGCCAGCGUCGCACCGCAGCUGCCCGAGCUGGACGCCGCCGCCAUCUGCUCCGACUUCCAGCAGAAGUGGCGAGAACUUGAGAGGGUUCUGGACAGACAGCGCUGUCGAGGAGGCGUCAUCGAUCCCAAGGAGGAGUCCAAUCGUUUCCUCAUACAUAUCAAUGAGGCACCUUCUUCUCCUGAUGGUGGCGGCGAGGACCCACCCCUACCCGCCGCCUGUGAGCUUCCUCCGCCAUUGCAUCACGUUGCUCCACGGCCAACGCACUGCUCGGGCACUCACUGGCAGCCUCAUGGUCAGCCUCAGGCCCGCAAGCGCCACAGCCACGGCAGGGGUCCCAGGAGAGGAAGCGCGGGGCCCCGAACGUAUCACACCAGAGGAGGCGCCCCCAUCUCGGAACACCUGGACUCGCUCUGUCUGUCGUCGGACCCCACCGAGGGAGCGCCCCGCGCCACGUGUGAGGAUGUGUGCGCUCACUUGACUCUUCAUCAAACAGGAAGUCACUCUUCUUCAUUUGACAAACACACCGCAGCGGGGCGCGCUCAACGGGCCCGCAGAAGGGGCCCGCAGCACUUGGCCCACGGAGGACCCCCUCAACACCGCCGCUGGGACGCUCGAGCACCGAGAGGGGGGGCGCCCCGCCAGCAGAGGGUGGGGGGACCAGAGGAGGACCUCUGACACACACACACACGUGUUCUUGUGUGGUGACACGAAAUGAAAUGACUUAAUUAAAUCUAAUGAACUAAUAAUGCA
Messenger RNA from Phyllopteryx taeniolatus (common seadragon), 1486 nucleotides. It is a transcript of the gene rnf25, whose product is annotated as ring finger protein 25. NCBI's taxonomy places the organism in Eukaryota, Metazoa, Chordata, Actinopteri, Syngnathiformes, Syngnathidae. The transcript has 10 exons. The coding region runs from base 134 to 1411 and encodes 425 amino acids. Gene Ontology annotation, molecular function: ubiquitin protein ligase activity; protein binding. The record is from RefSeq and is a predicted model, not a curated record. Gene Ontology annotation, biological process: protein ubiquitination. Gene Ontology annotation, cellular component: nucleus.